AUGCUUGCUGCAGGGGUCGGAGGUCAGGGCGAGCGUCUCGCGGGCCGUAGGAGCAAGAUGGCGGUGGAAUCGCGCGUUACCCAGGAGGAAAUUAAGAAGGAGCCAGAGAAGUCAAUCGACCGCGAGAAGACAUGCCCGCUGCUGCUGCGGGUCUUCACCACCAAUAACGGCCGCCACCACCGAAUGGACCAGUUCUCCCGGGGAAACGUACCGUCCAGCGAGUUGCAGAUCUACACUUGGAUGGAUGCAACCUUGAAAGAACUGACAAGCUUAGUAAAAGAAGUCUACCCAGAAGCUAGAAAGAAGGGCACUCACUUCAAUUUUGCAAUCGUUUUUACAGAUGUUAAAAGACCUGGCUAUCGAGUUAAGGAGAUUGGCAGCACCAUGUCUGGCAGAAAGGGGACUGAUGAUUCCAUGACGCUGCAGUCGCAGAAGUUCCAGAUAGGAGAUUACCUGGACAUAGCAAUCACCCCUCCAAAUCGGGCACCCCCUCCUUCAGGGCGCAUGAGACCAUAUUAAAUUAUUUCUUGAACUUA
This is a messenger RNA of Saimiri boliviensis boliviensis (Bolivian squirrel monkey), 536 nucleotides long. The record is from RefSeq and is a predicted model, not a curated record. Lineage: Eukaryota; Metazoa; Chordata; Mammalia; Primates; Cebidae.